Centropristis striata (black sea bass) is the source of this 1577-nucleotide messenger RNA. Its product is annotated as granzyme E-like. NCBI's taxonomy places the organism in Eukaryota, Metazoa, Chordata, Actinopteri, Perciformes, Serranidae. Gene Ontology annotation, molecular function: serine-type endopeptidase activity. The record is from RefSeq and is a predicted model, not a curated record. The transcript has 5 exons. Gene Ontology annotation, biological process: proteolysis.
GACUGUGAUCUCACCAUGUUUAUCCACUGUGAGCUGCUCAUACUGAUACUUGUGCUGAUUAAUGACGGGCAAGGUAAGUGAAGUACUGUUAUAGGAGGUCAUGAGGCUGUACCACACAGCAGGCCGUACAUGGUGCUUUUGGAGUGGCACUUUGAGGAUGGUAGAGAAGGACACUGUGGUGGCUUCCUGCUGAACGAGGAUUUUGUGAUGACUGCUGCCUCCUGCCGAGCCAGGUCCUACACAGUCUUUCUAGAAGUUCAACAUUUCACAAGACAGCAUGAGAGUGGUGAAGUACAGAAUAUAUCCGUGGAACAAACAUUUACACAUGAAGACUACGACAAAAAAAAAUACAAAAAUAACAUAAUGCUUCUUAAGUUGAGCUCCAAGGCAAAGUUCAGCAACAAUGUGAGACCUAUUGCUCUCGCAGACCAAGGUGAUGGUUCUCUGCCACAAUCAUGCAGCAUCUCCGGCUGGGGAAGACCAGACAGGGACUCACCACAAAUGUCUAACGUACUCAUGGAGGUGAAUGUAACACUUGUUGACAGUGAGCAGUGUGCUGGGGAGCCCUUAUACUGCACUGAGGGAGACAUUGGGCCGAGUAAGGGAGAUGGUGGUGGUCCACUGGUCUGUGAUGGAAAGGCAUACGGCGUGGCGUCCUCAACCUAUGAAAUUGAUGGCCAGAAAAUACACCGUUAUUCUAAGAUUCCUUACUACAGAAACUGGAUUGAUUCAACCAUGAAAAAUGCAUUAAAAAGUACAACUUUUUUUUGUUUGGCACAUUAAGUCAAAAGCCUGAAUAUAUGUGAUUGUGGUUUGGUUCAUUUAGAGAGUGAUAACUUCUGACUUUUUAUGGCAUGGCUGUUUUUUUCUGCUGCUGGGGCGUAAGCUUUUUUUCUUUUUUGUCAGAAGACUGUUGAUUAUCCGAAGCAAAGUUACGUGUGGACUCAUUGCUGUUUAACAGAUGUAAUAAUAAUAAUAAUAAUAAUAAUAAUAAUACAUUUAAUUUGGAGGCGGCUUACUUGGCACUCAAGGACACCGUACUAAAAAGAUAGAAAAGAAACAGCAAUAAAAUACAAUAAAAUACACAGAAUUAUUAACAAUACAAUACAAUAGAUAGAUUGGACAGGGAAUUUGUCAUCAGAGGGAAUAGGCAGUUUUAAACAGAUGUGUUUUGAGUUGUGAUUUGAAAUGAGGGAGUGAGUCAAUGUUCCUGAGUUGGGGUGAUAGUGAGUUCCAGAGGCGUGGAGCAAUAUCUAUAUAUGUUAGAUAAUGUAUGUCAUCUUGCUAUUAAAUUCUUCCUUAUAUACAUUACAUUCCUGUUUGUCACAAUUUUUUACAAAGCAAUGACGAUGUCAGACCAAAAUCUGAAUUUGCUUGCUUUACACAGACGUAAUGAAAAUGUGCUUUACUUGGAUGUUUCCAAAUGAUACAAAUUACAUGUUUGUUUCACGAGUAAUCAUGGCACACAAAUCAAGUAACUUCAAUGCUGUUUAAUAGAUUCAUAAUCUAUUGAUAUGAGAUACUGUAUGUCAUAGUGCUCUAAGAUACAUUACUGCAUUUAUUUUUGACUUGAUGAA